Molecule: messenger RNA, 654 nt
Organism: Pterocles gutturalis (yellow-throated sandgrouse)
Lineage: Eukaryota; Metazoa; Chordata; Aves; Pterocliformes; Pteroclidae
Gene: TCF24
Product: transcription factor 24
Exons: 4
Biological process (GO): regulation of transcription by RNA polymerase II; developmental process
Molecular function (GO): DNA-binding transcription factor activity, RNA polymerase II-specific; protein dimerization activity; RNA polymerase II transcription regulatory region sequence-specific DNA binding
Source: RefSeq, a predicted model, not a curated record
ACUCUGCGCUGGCGUUUUCGACCUUUCCCUCGUCCGGGCGGGCAGGCCCAGGAUUUCAUCCGAUGUAGAUGUGAAGCUCCUAAACCAGAAACUUCUACUUCAAGAGGUGCCCAAGGAAAUGAGGUUUUUAGGACCAGCUUGCCCGGGAAGUCACCAAUGGACUGUGGACACUUAUCUGAGAGCAGCGAGAAGAUCUCUGUCCCAGGCGUGGAGCCCGAUUCCCUGCUGCCUUCUGCUGCCGGCAGCAAUUCCUGCCCGCCCGUGGCAGCUGGGCAUCGGGCUGGGGCACCUCCUGGCAGACCCGCUGCUGCUAACGCCGCCCGCGAGCGCAGUCGGGUUCAAACCCUGCGCCAUGCCUUCCUGGAGCUGCAGAAGACUCUCCCCUCUGUGCCACCCGACACCAAGCUCUCCAAGCUGGAUGUACUUCUCCUGGCCACCACCUAUAUUGCCCACCUCACUCGCAGCCUUCAGGAUGAGGAAGAGUCACCAGGAGAGGGCUUGGGCACCCUCCGAGGGGAUGGGUACCUCCACCCUGUCAAGAAGUGGCCGAUGCGCUCCAGGUUAUACAUCGGAGCUACAGGACAGUUUUUGACUCACUCGGCACAAGGAGAUGGUGCAAACCAAGGAGAAACAUCAACAACUUCACAAAUCUAA